This is a messenger RNA of Eubalaena glacialis (North Atlantic right whale), 404 nucleotides long. Its product is annotated as spindle and kinetochore-associated protein 2. The transcript has a single exon. NCBI's taxonomy places the organism in Eukaryota, Metazoa, Chordata, Mammalia, Artiodactyla, Balaenidae. Gene Ontology annotation, cellular component: outer kinetochore; spindle microtubule. The coding region runs from base 1 to 366 and encodes 121 amino acids. The record is from RefSeq and is a predicted model, not a curated record. Gene Ontology annotation, molecular function: microtubule binding. Gene Ontology annotation, biological process: cell division; chromosome segregation; mitotic cell cycle.
AUGGAGGCGGAGGUCGAUAAGCUGGAACUGCCGUUCCAGAAAGCUGACUCUGAUCUGGAUUACAUUCAGCACAGGUUGGAAUAUGAAAUCAAGACUAAUUAUCCUGAUUCAGCAGGCAAGAAAAGUCCAGUUACACUCUUAAAGGAAUUGUCAGCAAUAAAGUCUCGAUAUCAAACUUUGCAUGCACGCUUUAAACCAGUUGCUGUCGAGCAUAAAGAGACUAAGAGCCGCAUUUUUGCUACUUUCAAUAAGACUAUGACCUUGAUACAAGAACUACAAAAGCAAACAGACCUGAAGCUCUUACCACUGACUGAAGAAGAGAAAACUGCGGCAGAGCAAUUAAGAGCUCACAUGUCAGACUUAUGAUGAAGAAAUGGACUUGCAAAAGGGAACUCUAAUGGGGA